Molecule: messenger RNA, 2362 nt
Organism: Cavia porcellus (domestic guinea pig)
Lineage: Eukaryota; Metazoa; Chordata; Mammalia; Rodentia; Caviidae
Gene: Bcat2
Product: branched chain amino acid transaminase 2
Exons: 10
Coding region: 730-2010 (426 amino acids)
Biological process (GO): L-leucine biosynthetic process; L-valine biosynthetic process
Cellular component (GO): mitochondrion
Molecular function (GO): branched-chain-amino-acid:2-oxoglutarate transaminase activity
Source: RefSeq, a predicted model, not a curated record
ACCCUGGGUGCUUUUAUCUCGGGGACAAAGAACACAUAUCUUCUUCAUGGUAAGAAAAACUACAAAUUCACACAGGAUGUAUCCAAAUUGCGGGGCCAAGCUCCUCUUGCAUACCCCCGACCCCCGCACCCUCUCGGGCCACUUCCCAAAGUCCCAUUUUGUGGUGCAUUCGCUGACAGUCACUGUGAGCUCUUCCUUCCCACAAAAAGACUGUGAUCAACGGGAACUUUCUGCUCCUUGCAUUUGCCCCGGCUUAUCCCGGACUGCCUAUCCUGGCCACCACUCCACGACAGCUUUAGUGAAUAAAUAAAACAAACGCUGCACCGAGGCUCUGGCGUGCGUGUGGCUGGGACAGAGCAGGGGUGGGGGCUUGGCUGGGUGAGUGAUUUUCAGUUUCUUCCUCUUCCUGUGCAUGUGCUCCGGUAACAGGGCCAGAGAACUGGAGGCCUGGCCCGAGCCACCCCGCCACGCUUGUCCCUGCGGGAGGGGCGUGAGUGGGGCGUGGCCAGAACGGCUUUCUCCGGGCCGGGCCCCUGCAGGGUACAGUUAACCCGCCACGCUGACCAUGGCCGCAACCGCGCUGGGGCAGGUGGGUUCGCGGCCCGGCCGCUGGGGCAAGGGGAACCUUGGGGAGGGGUGCACUUCCGGGAGGACCACUGGAGCGCAGCGCUUCCGGCUUGGCACAGCUCCUUUGGCCCUGGGGUUCCGUGGCAGGGCGCGCGGACGGGGAUGGUUCCCCCUUGCGGGGUGCCCCAGAUAUGGGCCCGGAAACUUCUCCCUGUCCCCUGGCUUCUGUGUGGUGCCAGAAGAUGUGCUUCUUCCAACUUCAAGGCUGCAGACCUGCAAAUGCAAAUGACCCAAGAACCACAAAAGAAGCCCAGCCCCAGCGAGCCCCUGGUGUUUGGGAAGAUGUUUACUGACCAUAUGCUGAUGGUGGAGUGGAGUGGGGCAAAGGGCUGGGGCCAGCCCCGGAUCCAGCCCUUCCAGCACCUCAUGCUGCACCCGGCCUGCUCCGCCCUCCACUACUCCCUGCAGCUCUUCGAGGGCUUGAAGGCCUACAGGGGCAGAGACCAGCAGGUCCGCCUCUUCCGACCCUGGCUCAACAUGGAUCGGAUGCUGCGCUCGGCCCAGCGGCUCUGCCUGCCGACUUUUGACAAGGCGGAGCUGCUGGAGUGCAUCCGCCGGCUGGUGGAGGUGGAGAAGGACUGGGUCCCCGAGGGGCCUGGCACCAGCCUCUACGUGCGGCCCGUGCUCAUUGGCAAUGAGGUGAGCCUGGCUCAGGGAAGGGAAGGGGCAGGGGUUGAAGGCGGAGGCCAGGCCUGGACUUCCAGUCACUCACACUGCCCCCCUUUUCCCUCACAGCCUUCACUGGGUGUCGGCUGUGUCUCGAAAGCACUCCUGUUCGUCAUUCUCUGUCCUGUGGGCUCUUACUUCCCUGGGGACUCCUUGACCCCCGUCUCCCUGCUUGCUGACCCAGCGUUUAUCCGAGCCUGGAUAGGGGGUGUCGGUGACUACAAGCUGGGGGGGAAUUACGGGCCCACUGUGUUAGUGCAGCGGGAGGCACAGAAGCGGGGCUGCGAGCAGGUGCUCUGGCUGUACGGGCCCGACCAGCAGCUCACCGAGGUCGGCACCAUGAACAUCUUCAUCUACUGGACCCACAAGGACGGGGUCCUGGAGUUGGUGACGCCGCCAUUAGAUGGGAUUAUCCUGCCUGGAGUCGUCAGACAGAGCCUGCUGGACCUGGCCCAGUCCUGGGGUGAGUUCCGGGUAGCAGAGCGCAAGAUCACCAUGCAGGAGCUGCUGCAGGCGCUGGAGGAGGGCCGGGUGCGGGAGAUCUUCGGCUCCGGCACUGCCUGCCAGGUCUGCCCGGUGCACCAGAUCCUGUACGAAGGCAAGAAUGUCCACAUUCCCACCAUGGAACAUGGGCCUGAGCUCAUCCUCCGUUUCCAGAAGGAGUUGAGGGCAAUUCAGUACGGAACCAGCGCCCACGAGUGGAUGCUCACUGUGUGAAACUGCGGGGCUCGGCUGGACCACACCUUAGCCUCAGAUCAACCGACCUGUCAGGACUCAUUUGAAGUGCAAUAAGAGAGGCCCAGGUCCCUGGCGCCCCCUGGUGGUUGCUACACUCCCAAAGCUGUGAGAGCUGGGUCCAGGCCUUUGAGACCUGGCCCUGCGACAGGGGCGGGGACCCGGUGGCCUCUCCCUACCCCUGCUGCUCCAUGUUCAUCUCCUGGGGGGUCAGAGAUGUUUCGUGGCCUCGACUCUGCAUCUCUCCGUUCUCAGGCCGGACCCCACUGCUGCCGUUAAUUUUUUUUCUCUCUGUUCUUGCUACAAUUUUGAAAUAAAAUGCCAAAGAACAAAA